UGAUGCUGACAGUGACCGUGUGUGACUGUGUGAAUGUGUGUGUGAGGAGAAGUCAGAAUGGCACAGAACGGAAUCUCAGAGAAUGAAGAGAGAGAGCGAGAAGGAAACAUGGCAGCGCUGCCUCAACCUGUCACUGUUCACCAGGUCACACACACACAGAUUUUUAUCAACAAUGAGUGGCACACAUCCUGCUCAGGAAAGUCGUUUCCCUCCUUUAACCCUGCGACAGGAGACAAAAUCUGUGACGUGGAAGAAGCAGACAAAGAGGACGUGGACAAGGCCGUGGGGGCGGCGAAGGCGGCCGUGCAGAGAAGUUCUCCGUGGAGGAGAAUGGACGCGUCCAGUCGUGGGAGGCUGCUGCACAAACUGGCUGACCUGAUCGAGAGAGACCGACUCCUGCUGGCGACUCUGGAGACUCUGGACACGGGGAAGCCCUUCCUGCAGUCCUUCUUCAUUGACCUGGACGGAAGCAUCAAAACUCUCCGUUACUACGCUGGCUGGAGCGACAAGAUCCACGGCAAGAGUCUGCCUGUAGAUGAAAGCUUCAUGUGUUUAACCAAACACGAGCCUGUUGGUGUGUGUGGAGCCAUCAUUCCUUGGAAUUUUCCUCUGCUGAUGUUCAUGUGGAAGAUCGCCCCGGCUCUGUGCUGUGGAAACACUGUGGUCAUCAAACCUGCCGAGCAGACGCCGCUCACCGCACUGUACACCGCGUCACUCAUCAAAGAGGCAGGUUUUCCUCCUGGAGUGGUGAACGUUGUUCCGGGUUUUGGUCCGACAGCAGGAGCAGCCAUCGCUGAACACAUGGACGUCGCCAAAGUGGCUUUUACUGGUUCUACUGAGGUGGGUCAGCUGAUCAAAGAAGCAGCAGCCAAAAGUAAUCUGAAGAGAGUGACUCUGGAGCUGGGAGGAAAGAACCCCUGCAUCGUGUUUGCUGACUCUGACUUGCAGAUGGCGGUGGAGGAGACCCAGAAAGGAGCGUUCUAUAACCAGGGUCAGUGCUGCACAGCUGCGUCUCGAGUCUUUGUGGAGGAAAGUAUUUACGAGGACUUUGUGCGUCGCAGCGUUGAAAACGCCAAGAAGAUCGUGAUUGGAGACCCGCUCGACCCGCAGACGUCACAUGGUCCACAGGUGUGUGUGACAUCAGCAUCACAGGACACAUGUCUACACU
This is a messenger RNA of Solea senegalensis (Senegalese sole), 1168 nucleotides long. Its product is annotated as aldehyde dehydrogenase family 1 member A3-like. The record is from RefSeq and is a predicted model, not a curated record. The transcript has 9 exons. Lineage: Eukaryota; Metazoa; Chordata; Actinopteri; Pleuronectiformes; Soleidae. The annotation marks the transcript as partial. Gene Ontology annotation, molecular function: aldehyde dehydrogenase (NAD+) activity.